UGAAAAUGAGUUAUGAGAUGUAAAGAUUGUAUUUACAAAAGCUUUUCAAAAAUGAAAACAUAUAUGAUUUCGAAAUCAAAAUCGGAUUGUUUGGCAUUUCCAAUGCAGUCGAUCAUGUCGUUGAUCAUUCUCAAACGCACGUGUCUGGUGUCAGCGGCGACCGAGUGUUUUGAAUGUGUAUAUAUUUUUUAUAUAUUGUUAAGAAGUUGCAUUGUUUAUAACUUUAUUGGUUUUUAUAGUUGAUAGAUUUGUAAAAUAAUUCAAAAUAUUUAACAAUGAGUGACGAAAACAAUUCUGAAGAAUACUACAAAAGUUAUGAAAAUCUUGAUGUUCAUCAUUUAAUGCUUAGUGAUAAGCCUAGAACGUUGGCUUACAGAACAGCAAUUCUUAAUGCAAAAGACAAAUUUGUAGAUAAAGUUGUUAUGGAUGUUGGAGCAGGAACAGGAAUUCUAUCAAUGUUUUGUGCACAAGCAGGUGCAAAAAAAGUAUAUGCCGUUGAAGCAAGUAUUAUAGCAGAGUUAAUUCCAGAUGUUGCAAAGGAAAAUAAUUUUGAAAAUAAAAUAGAAGUCAUACAAAAGAGAGUUGAAGAUAUUGCUGCAGAUGAAAUUGAAAAAGUAGACAUUAUUGUUUCUGAAUGGAUGGGAUUUUACCUUCUUCAUGAAGGAAUGUUGGACUCAGUAAUUAUUGCAAGAGACAGAUUUUUAAAACAAGAUGGAUUAAUAUUUCCUGAUACAGCUAAAAUUUAUGCUGCUCCAUGUCAAUUGCCAUCAGUACAUGAAUUUUGGGAUGAUGUAUGUGGGGUGAAAAUGAGGUCUGUGGCUAGUCAAUACAUAAAAGCUAAAAUAAAACCAGAUGUGUUAGAUUUACCAAGAGAAGAUCUAUUGGGAGAUGGUGUAUUACUGGUUUGGCUAGAUUUGAAUACAAUUGAUUCUGAAGAUUUGAAUAGUUUAGGCAUUGAAGAAAGUAUAGCAAUUUGUAAUAAAGCUGGAAAUUAUCAAGGAUUUUGUAUAUGGUUCGAUGUUGAUUUUCCUGAUGGUUCUACGUUAUCUACUUCUCCUUUUAGUGAAUCAACUCAUUGGAAGCAAACAAUUAUAGUAAUGCCUGGAACGAUCAAAGUUGAAGAAAAAGAACCUGUUGCCUUCAAUCUAAAGUUUGACAGAAAUAGUGAAGAUUGUAGAAAAUACAAUCUGUCUUUCACACAACUAGAUCCUGAAGAAGUGUCUCAUCCGAUUCCUUGUGAUUGUUACAUGACUAAGUGCAUUGUCACUAAAGCUUUUUUAGAAUCCCAAGAACAAGAAUAAAAUUAAAAAAAGAAUCAAAAGCACUUAUUAGUUUUUUUAUUUUUUUUUUUUUUAUAAAAUGUCAAAAUUGUUGUCAUGACCACAUUGUAUACCUUGGAUUUCAUACUAUUCAUACUGUUUGUAUCACUGAUGUAUUAAAAAUUUUUUUGUAAAAUAUUUAUUUAACUAAAUUAGACAACAAUAUACUACAUUCAAAACAUAAAA
Molecule: messenger RNA, 1505 nt
Organism: Trichogramma pretiosum
Lineage: Eukaryota; Metazoa; Arthropoda; Insecta; Hymenoptera; Trichogrammatidae
Gene: Art1
Product: protein arginine N-methyltransferase 6
Exons: 3
Coding region: 276-1301 (341 amino acids)
Biological process (GO): peptidyl-arginine methylation
Cellular component (GO): nucleus
Molecular function (GO): protein-arginine N-methyltransferase activity
Source: RefSeq, a predicted model, not a curated record